AUGUUACUUCUUUGCAUCUGCAGUUACAUGAGUUUUGCACGGCUGUCGUCUGCAACGAGAUGUUUCAAUCAGAGGGGGGUGGAUCGGCGGGCUGCAAGGCUCAUAAUGAGCAUCCACUGCUUUAGGACGGCUGUGUCUGACAGCUUCCACCUGCAACGGCACUGCCUCAAACUCCACACUGGGUCUCUGCCAUCGGUGCAAUACAACAACCGCUCUCUCUCCCCCUGGCGGUACAGAAUCGACGAGAGAGAGAACAGGAUUCCCUCUAAAAUCAUGGUGGCUGAGUGUCUGUAUACGGGCUGCAUCAUCAACAAGCACGAGGACAUGACAUAUAACUCUGUCCCCGUGUUGGCCACUUUCACCGUGCUCCAGAAGACUGUAUGCCCUGACAACCCUCGACACUACCUGGUGACAGUAAACGUUGUUACCAUCCCUGUGGCAUGCACAUGUGUUGUACCCAGACAGAUGAUUUAAUCUCUUGGAUUAGGUUAGUGUUACGUACGUGUUCAAAAUGGCACCCUAUUCCCUAUGUAGUGCAGUAGGAUACAUAUGUGUCCAAAAUGGCACCCUAUUUCCUAUGUGGUGCACUACGUUUGAAAGGAACCCUAUGGGCCUUGGUAUCUCUGCACUAAUUUGGGGUCUUUUGUUUUUUUACAUGUUAAGACAGUCAGCCUUAAAUCCAAACUGUGCUUAUACACAGAGACACAACCUUGGAUUAGAUUCAUUCUUAUAGAGAUGAUAUAGAAGAAAUUAGCCAUUUAGUAGUGAGAUUUC
Molecule: messenger RNA, 774 nt
Organism: Salvelinus fontinalis (brook trout)
Lineage: Eukaryota; Metazoa; Chordata; Actinopteri; Salmoniformes; Salmonidae
Product: interleukin-17C-like
Exons: 2
Coding region: 1-474 (157 amino acids)
Biological process (GO): inflammatory response
Cellular component (GO): extracellular region
Molecular function (GO): cytokine activity
Source: RefSeq, a predicted model, not a curated record